Molecule: messenger RNA, 2927 nt
Organism: Pungitius pungitius (ninespine stickleback)
Lineage: Eukaryota; Metazoa; Chordata; Actinopteri; Perciformes; Gasterosteidae
Gene: mpp2b
Product: MAGUK p55 scaffold protein 2b
Exons: 13
Coding region: 316-1959 (547 amino acids)
Cellular component (GO): plasma membrane; cell-cell junction
Molecular function (GO): protein binding
Source: RefSeq, a predicted model, not a curated record
GGGGGGGGGGGGGCGCGCCAUCGGACGCAGAAGCAAGGAACCCUUCGCGGACUACGAACAGAGAGAGAGACAGAGACACAGAGAGGGAGGCAGAGACACGGAGACAGAUAGACAGAGAGGGAGCACGCGAGGAGCGUGAGGAGAGGUCUCGGUACGGAAGUGUGCGCGCGGUUCGGUGCCGUGACAGUGGACGCGUAGAUUAAAUCAACCCGCCGAGCUUCAGCCUCCCCCGAGCGGACCGCCGAACCCCACCCCCCCCGGAUACAGCGACCCAGCAAGUUCUGUGGAGGAUACCGGGAGGAACCAACUCGUAAGAUGCCCGUGGCCACAUCCAGCUCUGACUCCACCAUGCAUCAGGCCCUGGACACACUAAGUGACAGCACAAGCUCCACUACUGCCAAUGACCUGGACCUCAUCUUCCUCAAGGGCAUCAUGGAGAGCCCGGUGGCCCAUGAGCAGCUUGAGGAGCCCAAGCUGGAGGCUGUGAGGGAGAACAACGUGGAGCUGGUCCAGGACAUCCUCAAGGAGCUCAACCCGCUCGCAGCCAGGAGCCGGGCAGUGGACGAGCUGGUCCGCAUCCUGAAGGAGCCUCACUUCCAGUCCCUCCUGGAGACGCAUGAUUCUGUGGCGUCCAAAAACUACGAGACCCCUCCCCCCAGCCCCUGUUCCUUCAUGGACGCAGCCCUCAACAACCAGCCUGUUCCCCCAGACGCGGUGAGGAUGGUGGGCAUCCGGAAGGUGUCUGGCGAGCACCUAGGAGUGACGUUUCGAGUGGAGAACGGCGAGCUGGUGAUAGCCAGGAUCCUUCACGGCGGCAUGAUCGACCAGCAAGGUCUGCUCCACGUGGGGGACAUCAUCAAGGAGGUGAACGCCAAGGAGGUGGGCAACGACCCCAAAGUGCUCCAGGAGAUGCUGAAGGAGGCCAGCGGCAGCGUGGUGCUGAAGAUCCUGCCCAGCUACCAGGAGCCACACACGCCAAGACAGGCCUUUGUCAAGUGUCACUUUGACUACGACCCGUCCCACGAUAACCUGAUUCCCUGCAAAGAAGCGGGGCUGAGCUUCAACAGCGGGGACAUUCUGCAGAUCUUCAACCAGGAGGACCUCAAUUGGUGGCAGGCCUGUCACAUAGAGGGAGGCAGCGCUGGUCUGAUCCCAAGCCAGCUGCUCGAGGAGAAGAGGAAAGCGUUUGUGAAGAAGGACUCGGAGCUGGCCACCGCAGGUCCCCUGUGCGGCGGGAUGGGUAGUAAGAAGAAGAAGAAAAUGAUGUAUUUGACCACCAAGAAUGCAGAAUUCGAUCGCCACGAGCUGCGGAUAUACGAAGAGGUUGCCAAAGUUCCGCCCUUCAGGAGGAAGACGCUGGUUCUGAUUGGUGCGCAGGGGGUCGGCCGCCGCAGUCUAAAGAACAAGCUGCUGGUGUCGGAUCCCCAGCGGUACGGCACCACCAUGCCCUUCACCUGUAGAAAACCAAAGGUGGACGAGAGGGACGGCCAAAUGUACUCCUUCAUGACCCGCAGCCAGAUGGAGUGCGACAUCAAAAACGCUCGCUUCUUGGAGCACGGCGAGUACGACGGGAACCUUUACGGCACCAAGAUCAACUCCAUCCACGAGGUGAUGGAAACGGGGAAGAUCUGCAUCCUGGACGUCAACCCGCAGGCUCUUAAAGUCCUGCGGACGGCGGAGUUCCUGCCGUACGUCGUCUUCAUCGAAGCGCCCGAUUUCGAGGUCCUCAAAGCGAUGAAUAAGUCUGCGAUUGAGUCGGGAGUCGUUACCAAACAGCUCACGGACUCUGACUUAAAGAAGACGGUGGACGAGAGCGAGCGCAUCAAACGGGCCUACGGACAUUACUUCGACGUGUGCAUCGUGAACGACGGGCUGGACGCGGCGUUCCGGAGUCUGCGCCUCGCUCUGGACAAACUGUCCACGGAGCAGCAGUGGGUCCCCGUCAGCUGGGUCUUCUGAAAGCCCCCCCCCCCCCCCAGGAGCGAGGGGGCAACGGGCCGAAGGUCAGGGGGACAGUCAUUGGUCGGCGGGGGGGGGGGCUUCACCUUGAGCGUUUCUGUACAAACUUAGUGUUCCUCUGUUGAGCCCAAUGUCCAUUUGUCCUUUAUUUGUCAGAAUUGGGAGGAUUUCUAUUAAUGUUUGUUGAGAAGCAUUUAGAUGGAUUAUGAGGUCCGUGCAAUAGGGUGUGCGCGCGUGUGCGUGUGUGUGUGCGCGUGCGUGUGCGUGUUAUCAUAAACGUGGAAAUAGACGUAGAGUAACGAAGGAUCAUUGAAGGAUACUUCUUGGCCCUCCCUACUUUAUGUAGUGUAAUGUUUACAUUGGGUUGCUAGGACAGAAUCGUGAAGGAAAUAUACCAAAUGUUUGUGACAAAAAGUCCAUAUUUUACCUUUUGAUCAUAGAGUGUGAAGUGUGCUUUAUAUUAUCUCACCGCCAAUUUGACAACCAAACAGCAAUAGAUCAUUUUAAACAGAAACGUGCAACACAUUUACUCGUAAACAACAGCACAUUUUGUGUUCAUUUUCAGUCUGGAUUGCUUUUGUGUCCAUUGAAUGUCUUCUUUUCAUUUGACAUUUGAUCUGUCAGUGUGAGUGACACCUGGCCGACGGCUCCAAUCCGGCUGUAGUUGUCUUUGUAGCACUGAGAACAACAAAAGAAUUAAGACACCACUGAAGAAGUAGCCUACAGUAUCUACAGUAUGCAGCGAUUGUAUAACGGAGGCAAACUAAUAACUAAACAUUUGUAUCAGUGGUUUCAAAUCACACUUACUUUUGCCUUAAAAUGGUUCAAAAGCCAAGGAAAUACUCUCAUCACUGUACUGAAUUUAGAGAAAAAUACUACUGGCAACACUGAUAUAUUUAUUUAAUUUCCCUCAAACUUGUAAGUACUGUAUUGUAAUAAAGACUCUAAAGCAUCACAUGAAGAAACCA